Phytophthora sojae is the source of this 174-nucleotide messenger RNA. RefSeq lists its product as hypothetical. The transcript is spliced from 2 exons. The coding region runs from base 1 to 174 and encodes 57 amino acids. NCBI's taxonomy places the organism in Eukaryota, Oomycota, Peronosporomycetes, Peronosporales, Peronosporaceae. The record is from RefSeq and is a predicted model, not a curated record.
AUGGAUGCUGCCAGCGACUCGGCUGACCCGGCACCGGGAACUCGGCAGGUCAAGAAACGCUUCCCCGAUCGGGCCGCGCUGAGCUCGAAAUCCAACCCAGCUGAGCUUAUUGGCGAGAAGUGCAGCAGCAAGUUGAACUCAGCUGUGUCCGAACUCGGCUGUCCUGACGACUAG